AAAUAACUGAAGGGGAUGAUUAUUAAACACUUUUUGCCUUCCAGAUAUGCGUUUGGUUCGGCAAUGAUGAUUGGGGUGGCCCCAGAAUAUCUUGCAAUAUGGCUUGUGUGGCGAGGUGCUUCACUAGUCCUCCCUUCCUGGAUAUACCAGUGGGGUGACGACAAACUUUAUUCUCUCUAUCAGCGGCUAGUUCUCUUUUUCUUUGAGACAUGUACAAAUUUAGAGGUGGUGUUGUAUGGUGAUGCUGUAGAAGCUCUGAAAAAGAGAGAAAGUGUCUUAUAUCUUGCCAACCAUCAAUCAACAGUUGACUGGCUUGUUGCUGACAUGGUCUCUGUCCGAGGUGGAUCCUUAGGACAUCUGCGCUAUGUGAUGAAAAACACGCUACAACUGAUCCCACUCUACGGGCACUACUUCUACACACACGGUUGUAUUUAUGUGAGACGUGGGAAAUUCAAUCAGGGAAAAAUGGUUGAAGCCCUGGACUACAAACACCGAAGAUUCCUGUUAACUUGGUUGGUGAUCUUCCCAGAGGGUACGCGCUACUAUCCAGGGAACCAUCUGUCAUCAGGAAGUCAGAGGAGUACGCAAGGGACCACAAUCUUCCGGUAUUCUUAUUGUGUGGAAGUUGAUGAUUAG
This is a messenger RNA of Penaeus vannamei (Pacific white shrimp), 636 nucleotides long. The record is from RefSeq and is a predicted model, not a curated record. NCBI's taxonomy places the organism in Eukaryota, Metazoa, Arthropoda, Malacostraca, Decapoda, Penaeidae.